This is a messenger RNA of Colletotrichum godetiae, 1877 nucleotides long. RefSeq lists its product as uncharacterized. Lineage: Eukaryota; Fungi; Ascomycota; Sordariomycetes; Glomerellales; Glomerellaceae. The transcript has a single exon. Gene Ontology annotation, molecular function: protein O-acetylglucosaminyltransferase activity. The coding region runs from base 248 to 1840 and encodes 530 amino acids. The record is from RefSeq and is a predicted model, not a curated record. Gene Ontology annotation, cellular component: endoplasmic reticulum lumen.
UGGUCAAACGCGCGGAUGGAGCGCACCUUUCUUGUCGUCCGCCUUUGUUGGCCAGGCAUGCAGCAUGUUGGUGGUUAUUCCGAACGGGGCUCAGGCUGCCUUCUUUGCAGCCAAGAGCAGGACCAUUCUCCUGCAUUGUGCUUCGAUUGUUUGCCGAGAAGUGGACGGGUUUAUCACCCAUUUCCUUCUCCCCACCGGCUGGACCAACGUCACGAUUUAUCUCUUCCUGACCUCCUUCUGACUUCAAAUGUCCAGUAUCAAAAAUCAACCGAACAACCUUCGGCGUCCGGCUUCUUAUGGGCUCUUCUUAUUCCUGUCGACCAUGCGUUCGCGUCUUUUACCGAAGAGCAUGCGGGCCGGGGCGGCGGCGCUGCUUGUCAUGAUCCUUCUUCACCUUCUUGUAUCGUCGUCGCAAUCCACACAAACUGGCGGCGGGCUGUCAUUUCUCCACAACCCAUUCCACUCCACACCACGGCCACCGAAGCAAGAGGUUCCGGAAGCUCUGCCGGAACUGGCGACGUUGAGCAAGUCGGACCUGCCAGAGUCUGAGUUCUGCGCCAAACGCUUUGGCCCUCGAUACCUGAAUGAACUCCGCGAUCAAAGGAUCCAGUACUGUUCGCCAGAGUCGAGCGCAAACUUGACAUGCUUUCACAGUCACACGCAGUCCAACGACAACCGCGACUCGUUCUGCAUCGGCCAGGGCGCCGUACUGGAUCGCGAAAGCGGUAAAUUCCAUGUGGACUGCAAUGUGCGACAACCUACCGGCAACGAAACAUCACAUGGCAUCAUCUCUUUCUCAAAUAUCAGAAACUAUUGGUACGAAACCGGUCCCGGCUUCCUAUUCCAGAACUUUGUCAGCGUCAAAGCCGGAGCAUCGCCAUCCUCAGCCAUACAAGCUCCAAGCUCCUAUGGCAGUCGUCCGUUCACAAUCCUCGUGAAAAGGGAAGGCCACUCCAACAUCUGGCACUCUCUCAUGGAGAUAUGGUCAAUGGUCAUGUCCCUAGACGUCUUGCGUCUCAGUCACGAUGGCGACAAUCCCGACAAGCCUUUCUUCACUAUUCCCGGAGACGUCCCACGAACCCAGGUAGUCUUCUUGGACAACCAAGAAGAAGGGCCUCUAUACUCGUUGUGGGGAAUGUUCGCAGGUCGUGAGCCACUUCACCUCACCAAGAUCUUGGAACACCCAGCGCAAUCUCAAGCUUUUUCCGAGACGCCUCAGAACGUCAUUAUCCCACUCGCCGGAGGGAGCAAUCCGCUAUGGCAGAACGACUGGGAGGAUAGAGACUGCAAGGACGCUCCGCUGCUGAGAGUCUUCACUCGACGGGUGAUGCAGCAAUUUUGCGUCGAAUUCGAGACGGGACGGCGACAAAGCAAGCCACUCAAUGUCACUCUCAUCGAUCGAAGAGGCUCUCGCAAGCUCUUGGACCAGGACGUCCUACUAGACGCAGCUCGGAACGCGUUUCCCGACGCCAGUUUUCAGGCAAUCGACUUGGGAGCGAUGACCUUCCCCGAACAGCUUCGAAUAAUACAGUCCACCGAUGUCCUGGUCGGCGUUCACGGCGCAGGACUGACGCACACGAUGUUUCUCCGCGAGAACGGCGCCGCCGUCGUUGAGAUACAACCGUCGAGCAUGUCCCACAAGGGAUUUAGGAACGUGGCACAGAUGUUGGGCCACAAUUACUUUAGCACCCACGCCGAAAUGGUAGGGCAUGAGGAGGAUGAUAAAGGCAGGAAGAGAGAUCUUGUCCGACGAGACCAGUGGCACUGGGCUGAUAUUCGGAUCGAGCAGGGAGCCUUCCUCGAGUUGAUUGGCAAAGCGGUUGAUUCAAUGAGAGAAUAGUGUGUUAUGAUACCCUUAGAAAAAAAUUUACGUUCUA